This is a messenger RNA of Triticum turgidum subsp. durum (durum wheat), 915 nucleotides long. The record is from the annotation of a GenBank genome assembly. NCBI's taxonomy places the organism in Eukaryota, Viridiplantae, Streptophyta, Magnoliopsida, Poales, Poaceae.
AUGCUCCGGCACCGGUGCUGCGUCCUCACUCAGCUCCUCUCGUUUCCCUCCGCCUCUUCCACCUCCCAGAUCCACCGCCUCAUCUCCGCCGCAGCGCCCGCCCCUAGCUUCGCCGUGCAGGACUACCUCGUCGCCAGCUGCGGCCUCUCCCGAGCGCAGGCACUCAAGGCCUCCGCCAAGCUCUCCCACCUCAAAUCCCCCACCAAGCCCGACGCCGUGCUCUCCUUCCUCGCCGGCCACGGCUUCUCCAGCUCUGACGUCGCCACCGUCGUCGCGGGAGACCCCAAGAGGGUGGUCAAGCCCAAUGUCGCGACCCUGCGGGACUUGGGGCUGGCUGAUUGCGACAUUGCCAAGCUGUGCAUCCCUAAUCCAUGGCUGCUCACAACCAAUGUAGAAUCCAUCCGGGCAAUGGUGUCAUGCGCUGAAAGUCUUGGUGUGCCCCGUGGAUCUCGGAUAUUCAGGCAUGCCGUGUCUGCUGUUGCGUACCUCAGCGAGGAGAAGAUCGCCACCAAAGUGGGGUACUUGAAGAAGACCUUUAGGUGGUCAGAUGCCGAGGUCAGCAUUGCUGUGUCCAAGUUUCCAAUCUUGCUGACAAGGUCUAAGGACUCUCUGCAGAGCAGAUCAGAGUUCCUCGUCUCUGAGGUGGGGCUGGAACCGGCAUACAUUGCUCAUCGUCCGGUAUUGCUCUCUUACAGCCUGGAGGGCCGGCUCAGGCCCCGGUACCAUGUUGUAAAGUUUCUCAAGGAAAAUGAAUUGCUAGAUUGCGACCGGGACUACUAUUCUGCAGUAAUGCGGACCGAGAAGGUAUUCAUGGAGAAGUACAUAUGCCCUCACAUGGAAGCUGCACCGCACCUCGCUGAAGACUAUGCGGAAGCUUGCAGAGGCGAAGUGCCGACUAGAUUCAGAUUUGCAUGA